AUGUCGGCGCCAAACACUACCAUCCCGGAUCGCACAUUGCACGAUGCAAUCAUUGUCGCGCUCUCUCUCAAGACUCAGUCCGAGAAAGAAAAAGCCCUGACUGCAGCGCUCAAAAGCUGGCAAAACCACGGCGACGGGACUCGCUCUCCUCAGCUACUCGUUCACGUACUUCAAAAUGUGUACAAGCUCCCAGAUCUACCUACGACACUCAAAGACCAGGACGUUUCAGAUUUUGAUACACUGGAAAGGGUCUGCAAAGAGCUUAAGUUCACACUACUCUUCGCGUCCGUGAAGAAACUGCUUGGCUGUCAUCUCUUCGUGGCAAUUCGCGGUUCCCGCAGAUGGGAGAACAGCCGUCCCAAGAUCGAUACAAAAAAAGUUCACACCAUAAAGGUCGACCAGCUGAACCUGGUGCGAGUCGUUGACUUGGAGGGAAAGCUGCGUGCAUUGCGACUACCCGUGCGAGAUACUGAAGUCACCCAGAAGGAAGCCUUCACACAUGAGACAGCUAAGAUUGAAACUGAGGUUGGUGGUAAAGAGAUGGGUGGUGGUACGGAGGCUGAGAUAUUUCACCAACAUGUCAAGACUGCACUCGUCAUCGUUCCUCCGCGUAACCUUCGCGCUUUCGAUAUUCGUAAGCGUUUCAUGCUCAGUCCCGAAGGCAAAGGAAUCGAAGCAGAGCUUUUCAUGGUCGAUGGAUGGGAAUAUGCCAAAGCGGAACCCAUCAUCAAACUGCUCGAUGAGGCAACGGAGAAAGUGCGUGCACCCGACGCAGGCCCGGCUAGUCUCCCGCGACUACAAAAAUUGUGCGAGCUUUUACUCGAUUAUCACGACCCUGGAAACUACCGCAAAGAGGGACAUAUCUUCAUGUGCGCAAGGUUUCCCUUGAUACCUGCAGCGAUUCUGGACCAGCUGGCUGCUGUGUGCAUGGAGUAUGGCUCGGCGGCUUUGUGGCAGAAGGCCAUGGAACAGCUCAGUGCUUCGUUCGAUCGCAAAGUAGAGGCCGAUCAGACCAUCGAUGCUAUAGGUCGCCUACUGUACAAGACACAAGAACCCGACCAAUUGAAGAAGGCGGAUGGGUUUGUGAAAUACCAUGAAAGUAUCAGAGGGAAGAUGUAUAUGUGUGACAAGGUUCAGGCAGCAUACGACCGAGCUCAAGAAGCAGAAGAGUAA
Alternaria infectoria is the source of this 1173-nucleotide messenger RNA. RefSeq lists its product as uncharacterized. NCBI's taxonomy places the organism in Eukaryota, Fungi, Ascomycota, Dothideomycetes, Pleosporales, Pleosporaceae. Bases 1 to 1173 code for a protein of 390 amino acids. The record is from RefSeq and is a predicted model, not a curated record. The transcript has 2 exons.